CCCCCCGCGGGGCGGGCGCCAUGAACUGCAUGUGGCGCGUCACCCGCGGCGUGUGGCAGCUGGAGCUGCGCAAGCUCAUGGUGUUCCUCAUCGCGUUCGGCGUGCUGUCCAUGUGCCUCACCAUGUACUACAUGAACGACUCCGACAAGGUGAAGGAGCUGCGGGUCGGGCCGCGCAUCGGCUGCGACGACAACAGCACGGGCGGCUCGGGGGCGAGGGCCGUCGCCGGCAACGCGAACCGCGCGGCCGCCGCGGCCGCCGUGGCCGCGGCGGCCACGGAGCCCGUGGUGCUGGUGUUCCUCGAAAGCUACUUCUCUCAGCUCGGCCAGGAGAUCAUCGCCAUCCUGGAGAUGAGCCGCUUCCGCUACCGGGCGGAGAUCGCGCCGGGCAAGGGCGACAUGCCCACGCUGACGGAGAACCGGCGCGGCAAGUACGCGCUGGUCGUGUACGAGAACGUGCUUAAGUACGUGAACCUGGACGCGUGGAACCGCGAGCUGCUCGACAAGUACUGCCUCGAGUACGGCGUGGGCGUCAUCGGCUUCUUCAAGGCGAACGAGAACAGCCUCCUGAGCGCCCAGCUCAAGGGCUUCCCCCUCUACCUGCACUCGAACCUGGGGCUCAAGGACUGCUUCGUGAACCCCAGCUCGCCGCUGCUCUACGUGACGCGCGCCAAGGAGGUCAUCCAGGAGCCGCUGCCCGGCGACGACUGGACCGUGUUCCAGUUCAACCACACGACGUACCUGCCCGUGCUGCUGGCGCGCACCAAGUCGUCGGACCUGAUCCCGCACCCGGGCGUCGCGCCCGUCUACCACCCCACGGUGGUGCAGGACCUGGGCCUGUACGACGGCGUGCAGCGAGUGCUCUUCGGCAACAACCUGGCGCUGUGGUUGCACAAGCUGGUGUUCGUGGACGCCGUGGCGUUCCUGACGGGGCGCCGCCUCGCGCUGCCCCUCGAGCGCUACGUGCUCGUCGACAUCGACGACAUCUUCGUCGGCAAGGAGGGCACGCGCAUGAAGGUGCAGGACGUGGAGGCCCUGCUGAACACGCAGAUGAAGCUGCGGGAGCGUGUGAAGAACUUCACCUUCAACCUCGGCUUCUCCGGAAAAUUCUACCACACAGGCACGGACGAGGAGGACAAUGGUGAUGACAUGCUCAUCUCCCACCGUGACCAGUUCUGGUGGUUCCCACACAUGUGGAGCCACAUGCAGCCCCACCUCUUCUACAACCAGAGCGUCCUCGUCGAGCAGAUGGGACUCAACCGCCAGUUUGCCCUGGACCACGGCAUCCCGACGGACAUGGGCUACGCUGUGGCGCCGCACCACUCGGGCGUCUACCCCGUGCACACGCAGCUGUACGAGGCGUGGAAGAGCGUGUGGAACAUCCGCGUGACGAGCACAGAGGAGUACCCGCACCUCAAGCCCGCGCGCUUCCGCCGUGGGUUCAUCCACCGCGGGAUCAAGGUUCUUCCUCGCCAGACGUGUGGCCUCUUCACUCACACCAUCUUCAUCAAGGAGUAUCCCGGAGGCUCCAAGGAGCUGGACAAGAGCAUCCAGGGGGGCGAGCUCUUCCUCACCGUGCUGCUCAACCCAAUCAGCAUAUUCAUGACGCACCUCUCCAACUACGGCAACGACCGUCUCGGGCUGCACACCUUCGAGACCCUGGUGGACUUCGUGGGCUGCUGGACGAACCUGCAGCUGGCGACGCUGCCGCCCGUGCAGCUGGCGAAUAAGUACUUCCAGCUGUUCCCGCAGGACAAGGACCCCCUGUGGCAGAACCCUUGCAACGACAAGAGGCACCAGGACAUUUGGUCUAAAGAGAAGACCUGCGACCGCCUGCCCAAGCUGUUGGUGAUCGGGCCCCAGAAGACCGGCACCACGGCACUCUACACAUUCCUGAAGCUUCACCCGGCCAUCACGAGCAGCUUCCCCAGCCCCGCGGCCUACGAGGAGGUGCAGUUCUUCAACGGCGCCAACUACCACCGAGGCCUCGACUGGUACAUGGAGUUCUUCCCCGCGCCGUCGAACCGCAGCGCGGAGCUGCUGUUCGAGAAGAGCGCCACGUACUUUGCGAGCGAGCCGGCGCCGCACCGCGCCUUCGCGCUGCUGCCCACGGCCAAGCUCAUCACCAUCCUCAUCCCGCCCGCCGACCGCGCGCACUCGUGGUACCAGCAUCAGAGGGCACACCGAGACGCCGCCGCCACCAACUACUCGUUCCACGAGGCCAUCGCGGCGGGGCCCGACGCGCCCGCCUCACUGCGCAGCCUGCAGAGCCACUGCCUCCUGCCGGGCCGAUACGCGUCACACCUGGAGCGGUGGCUCGCCAGCUACCCGCCGAACCAGCUGUUAAUUAUCGACGGGCAGCUCUUCAAGGUGAACCCGGCGGAGGUGAUGGAGCGAGUUCAGAAAUUCCUCGAGGUCAAGCCGUACCUGAACUACACGCGCACGCUCACGUUUGACGUGGAAAAGGGCUUCUGGUGUCACGUGCUCCCGGACGGCAAGCGGCAGUGCCUGGGCACCGGCAAGGGCCGGAGAUACCCCGAGAUGGAGCCGCGGUCACGGGAGUUCCUCUCGGACUACUACAGAGAGCAGAACGCGGAGCUGCUGAAGCUGCUCAGCCGCCUGCGCUACCCGCUGCCCACGUGGCUGCGCGACGAACUGCCGCCCCCGAGGCCUCGCCCGGACCCCCACAAGAACAGAUAGCAGCGAAAACGCCCCCCGCACUUCCGCGCCGAUGGUUCGGUCCGCACCGCGCGCCUCUGAGCCGGGGCCUGGCCCAUUGCCGCUGAGCAGGGGUGGAGGGGGGGGGGGGGGGUGUGUGCGGGGGGCGUGGGGGGCGCCGCCAGCUGGCCCCGUCGUUAUUUGCACAGAUACUUUUUUUUUCCUUCCCCCUUUUGACAGUGGGUGUCGUCGCUUCUCGUCUGCGGCGGAGUCGGCCGCGUGUGUUCUGAUCUUUCGGUUUGGAAAGAUUGGGAUUUCCUUGGGCAAUUCCUUCGUGUACAUUGUCGGCGUUGGCGCAAGCCGGAGUACCCAGAGAAAACCCAGCCGGCACGACGAGAUCAAGCUGAAAAGUGCAUUGAGAUAAGUCCGCUGGUUUGUGGCGGUACACCAGCGUCACUGGAACAUCAAAGGCCUGGAGGAUGGUCCCCGCUGUUCACGCCGCUGCACCUCACCGUCGCUCUUCCCCUCUGCCAGAUUCCCGCCCGCUUGGCGGGCCACGGGUCGCCGAACCUCCGGGUGCCGCUCCUAAAGCGCGUCUCGGUGUCUCGCGCCCCCUUCCAUCCUGCGCGCUCGCUCCACCUCGUCAGUGAACCCGCCCCGCCGCGUCGGGUUUCAGAACGUUCCACUCUUUCUUUUAUUGCGCCCUGGAACGGUCAACGCGAAGUGUCGAUUCGACGACUCCACAGCGACCGUUGGGGAUAAACGCCGCGGGCUGCCUCUCCCUCUCUCUCGCUCGCUUGCACGAGGUCGCCCGACGCUCGUGGAGCCCAAGCCAAGGUACCCCGAUGGGACAAUGCAAUAUUCCAGUUGCGGCCUCAUUGCAGGCAUUGGCUUCCUCUUCUCAUCUCAGCUGUGAAUAUGUGAAUAUUUUUUUUUUCUUUGCCGAGUCGGCCCUCAUUCUCGAUUGUCGUGGUCUCGAAAGCCGUGAAUGCGAUGGCCUGGAGCAUUCGGGCUUAGCGACUGCUGCGUUCAAGGACCAGAGACGGUUGCACUUGACAACAAUUGUUGCCGACAGGUGUAAAUAGAGCCCCCCUCUCCGAUGUAAAUAUGUGCAUAGUUGUGCAGACCAUGGUGCAAAGGUCAUAAAAGGCGAUUGUAAAUGCUGACGUGCAAACCUGUCUCUUUAUUUGAUGUCAGGGUAUUGUUCUGGUAGCUACACAAAUUUCCGGGUUCAAGCCUUUGAAGCCACUACUUUUUUUUACAGCUGAAUGUGAAGUCGUAGAAAGUGUCUCGGUUUUCAUCUCUGUCACUGAUUACUACACACACACACACAACUGUUGCCAUUAAACUUCGGGUUGUGUUUUAUUUAAUUGUGCUGUAGUCCUUUUAAUUAUCCACCCAGGGGAAGCCUCAGUGAGUCCUCCAUACUCUUAUGAUCAAGAGGGCCCUGCGUUUGGGAUGUUUGGCCAGUUCAUUUUUGAGCGUACAUUAGCAAGUAUAGAAGGAGUAGGCCAGAAUUGCUUUGGAACAUCCACAAUAUCACAAGAAGAUAACGUUCGAACUCGACUACAGAGAUUGACCAUCGUCUCUUCCUUCCGUCAUAUCAUUAUAUACUCCACUGCCCCACACAAACAGGGCUCUUUAUGAAAUGGACUGUGACACUUUUGUAAAUCACCCAACCGCAUCGGGAUUUAUUUCGGCAGCAUUUAAAACAAAAUUGCGAAGGUGCUCGCUGCCUGCAUCAACGUGCGGUGGCGGCGUGUAGUAUUUUUGGCCAGAAUUGUCAUGGUUUUUUUUUUUUCACGUAAGCUUCAUAUCCACCCAACAUAGUCAGUUCGUUACGACUUUAGCACACGGGUGUGGUGGAGAGUAAACCCACUGCAGCAUUGACGAUUCGAGCACCGUGAUGUUUCGCCGGUGAUUGCAACCAGCCUCAUCAGGAGACAGUCACAAUUGUGGAGAAACCCCCUCCUGUUUCGAUCUUAAAUAGAGGGAUAAGUUAAUAAAAAAAAAGCUCUUAUGGGUGAUAUUGGUCGCGAAAGCUUAGUGUCAAACUGACUUCACCUCUAUGGGGAGGAUACUUUUUUCCCCCAUAUAUUUUUCUUUAAAAUUUUAAUUUAAGUUUGUUUCUUACCCCCCCCCCCCCUGCAGUUGAAUUAAUCAUCCAUUCGAAUCCCACUCGAGUACAUUUCAGAUAAAUAAAUAAAUAAAAACGGCCAGCCCAACGCGAACGGAAGUUAACAGUUUAGCGGCGUUGAAAAAGGGGACGCGAAUUGCUCGCGGCUGGCGGUAAAUGACGUGGGGACGAUUGAGCGAGUGGAAUCGAGCUGCUGCCUUUGCGUGGAAAUGAGCCGAGCGGCGUUCAAAGUGGGGGGCGGGGGGGGGGAUCACUCCGCAUUGCGCGCGCGGUGAUUUGGCGGAAUCGUAACUCUAAACAUUCGCCCCCGCGUGUGGGGAAAGGGGUCGCUGUGAAGAUUCAUGUACUCGUGAUAAGGCAACGGGACUUCUCUCACGCUCACUUUUGUUUUCAUCUUUUGCCUUGUGGAGCAGUGACGUGAAGCUGGCCAACUGGUGUGUGUGCGCAUUACAGGGCCACCACUGUCGCCAUGCUGCGCCGUACCCUUCCGGCUUGUGCUCACAAGUUUAUAUUCUCUUCUUCAUCAUCAUCGGCUGCAAAAAGAAAAAUGGGGUGUUUUUUUAUUACGAAAAAACUCAACUUACCUGUAAAAAUUUUUUUUUUAUCGACGCAAACACCUUAACAUUUAAUUUUUAAUAUUUUAAUGUAAAGUUAUUUAAAGAGAUCAUCUCUAUACAAGAUUUGUUUUCAAAUCUGAAACAAGGUGCAUAACAAGAAUCAGUUUCAAGUGAACAUAUUUUUCGAUGUAUUUACAAGCUAAAUGGUUGUAGCAUUUCAGAAUCACUGCUGGUGUACAGCUGCUUUGUCAAUCCACUGGUCGAGUAAGGCCUUGCCAUGCCGGUCAUGAGGAUAGUUUGACCAUACCUCACCGCACUGGUUAAUGCGGGUUGGUGAACAGCUGAGAUCCAAGGGAUCGGUUCAAAUAUUGCCAGCCGUGGCCAGACAUAUGUCAUUGUCGGCCGGGAAUCGAACUCAGGUGCACCGGGUCCGUAGCGCAAUCAUGCUAAUCGCUGCCCUGUCGUUUUUCCUUAUGCGAUGCACGAAUGUUCGACGCUCUGCGUUGAGUUCUAGCAGCGAUGCCAUCACAAAAACAAUAUCCUCCAGAAAUUGUUCCGCCAAGUUGUUUCAAAGUCAUAAGAAUAAUAACAAAAAUAUCUUAAAUUAUUGCGAUCCUUAAUUUACCCAGGUAAGCCUCGCCGAGUCUUAAGACUUUAUUUCGGGCUCUGCAUUGUGACGGACCCUUAAUUGGUGUUGCAGAACCAGGCUGUCCACUCUUCCCAUCGCCGAUCCCCACCCUAGCGAUCGGUGCCCCCGCUACUCGCCCGCGUGUGUGGGAGAACACACGGCCUCGUCACCAUCGCGACAGUCUGCCGCCCGUGCCGCCCUGCCGUAUUUAUCUGGCUCCAGUGUAAAUCUACCCCUACCCCCCCUUGCCCCCCAAUGUGUUUUUAACGUUCCGCCGUGGGACAAUAAGUAUCGUGGUGCAAUUUGCUUUUUUUUUGAGCACUGACUUUUUGUAUAUUUAGAAUCGAUGCAAUCUGUGUAUAUGAGCAUUUCAUUAUUUCUUGGGAAAAGGGAAAUAACGCUUGGCGGCAGCUGGAGAUGUUUUCGCUGUCGAUAAAAAAAAAAUGUUGGUUCGGUUUCAGUUCUCUGCUGAACCACGACUGUGGUUUUGUCAGCGAGGUUAGGCAUCUUGUGCAGGCCUUGAUAUCAGCAUAAAGUAUACCUGUAUACCGAAAGCAACAAUAGUAUUAUAACGCACAUUUGCAAGAGCCGAGAGGGCGGCCGUUUUCACGGAACACAAACGG
Molecule: messenger RNA, 6602 nt
Organism: Petromyzon marinus (sea lamprey)
Lineage: Eukaryota; Metazoa; Chordata; Hyperoartia; Petromyzontiformes; Petromyzontidae
Source: RefSeq, a predicted model, not a curated record